AUGCCGUCAGCCCUUGGUACAAGCGAUGGGCGAGGCAAGAGAGCGCGGCGCGCUGGCCGCCCUUCGUUUCGUGAGCAGCUCCAGUUGCCGCUGUUGCCUCCAUUUGCCAAAAGUCCGCGUCGUCGUCGAAUCCCUGCUGUAGCCACCACCACCACCAUCGCAAUGAAGGACGGAGUCUGCACGCUGAGCGCAACUGUGCUGGAGGCGCACGCACUGGGCGGCACUAAGAUGUUUGAGGUCAAGGUGUUCUGCAAGGGCAAGAGCACGUCGGUCUACAAGAGCAAGGAGGACUUUAAGAGCGUGCUCGAUAUGUUUCGCCUCGUGGGGGCCAUGUGCCGCGCUAAGAGCGACCGUUGCGAGAUUUGCGCCGCCUGCAGCACCUUGAGCCCAGGGCGCGUAUGUGACGAGAACUCGCUCGAUGAGUUCCUGGGCAGCGUACUGACCAAGCUACGCGAAGCUGAGCCUGUUGCCAUCGAGCAGUGCAGCACGCACCGCGGUGUUGUGCAGAUUUUUAUGGACUUUCUUAACGUGCGCAACGGCAAGUAUUUCUGUGAGCUGACCCCCGAGAUGGAGGAGGAAAUCAGUCCCAAGAGCAACAACAGCCAAGAUCUGCAAGACGACGACGUGGAUCUAGAUCACCCGGUCUCGCGCUGUUCUCUUAACCGCACGCUCUCAGAGCAGUUCGCUGCUAUGGACUCGGUGUGCUAGCGGAAGUAUGCCAGCACACUGCACAACUACCAACAACCCACACGCGCGAGCUCCCGCAUUUCCACUAUAUAAACGAAAGCAAGUAUGUAAGCGAGCAGCGCAGCUCCUCAGCAGCUCCCACAAGGACCCGGCUUUCGCCCUGCGAAGCAGGAUUGUAGAUUCCCCCCGACAAGACCUUCUUUUUCCGCUGUGUAGCUUGUUUUCGUCUCGAGAGAAGUUGAUAGCGCACUACGGAAGACCCCGGUCUAAGACCCUACCAAGGCGUCGACGAUUCCAUGCGUACAAUAAUUGAACCGAAUAAUAUAAGAGAUGCUGGCUUCGGUGUGCGCC
Messenger RNA from Phytophthora infestans T30-4, 1038 nucleotides. RefSeq lists its product as uncharacterized. The record is from RefSeq and is a predicted model, not a curated record. Bases 1 to 708 code for a protein of 235 amino acids. Lineage: Eukaryota; Oomycota; Peronosporomycetes; Peronosporales; Peronosporaceae. The transcript has 2 exons.